Topomyia yanbarensis is the source of this 1281-nucleotide messenger RNA. RefSeq lists its product as uncharacterized. The coding region runs from base 1 to 1281 and encodes 426 amino acids. NCBI's taxonomy places the organism in Eukaryota, Metazoa, Arthropoda, Insecta, Diptera, Culicidae. The record is from RefSeq and is a predicted model, not a curated record. The transcript is spliced from 7 exons.
AUGAAGCACAAGCAGUUUUCACCAGCUCCAAAUAUACCAAGUUGCUCAUCAGAACAUCCUGGACCAACAUCGUCAUCUAUAAAAUAUGAUUGUUCAGCUACGACUCAUAUCCGUGAUUUGCUAGAACAAAAUGCAAAAUCCAGGAAGAUUCUUUACACCAAGCUGGAUGCAAAUAUAAUUCCUUUGCAUACAGAAUUGCUUUCGAUGGUACGAAUAAUUCGAAUUAUUCUCUGCAACGAUUUGGUUUCCAGCAUGCUGAACGAUAACAUAUACCCUACAACCAACGAAAAGAAAGAGCUGGCCUGUAAAAUUAUUUCGGUGUUUCCUAUUUUAACGUCGACGAAAAUAUCAGAAAACGCGCCUGAUUACUCUUUGUUCUUUUGGAAGAAUAGCGGUAAGGGACCGGGACAUGCUCAUUCUGGCCUAAUACAUACCCAUCUUCGAAAUGCUUGCAAAUUGCUUUCGCCAAGCAAAAAAAAGCAUUCUCGACGGCCGAAAACGAGCAAAGCAUCUAAUGUGUCAUCCGAAAUAAUCUCGCUAUCCGAAGAAUGUGCACAACUAGAAGCGACGCCGGCCAACUUUAACAAUAUAUCUAAACUGAUGGCAGAUGCUCAACCGUUUCAUAACCUUCUAAUAAAUGGCAAGAAAACAGUCACUGAUAUUCUUAACGUAUUGCCUCAUUAUAAAUCAUAUAAUGGUGCUAUGAUUCGAAAGGCAUACGAACGCAUGAACCCUAAUUAUGAUGCGGAAUCAGACUUAAAAAAAGUUUUAUGCCUGGGCUUGAUCCUUGAAGGCGGCACGUUUAAAAAAGUUCAAGAUGAUCAUGUCCGUGGAUGUCUUCGAAUCAUGGCCCAACUCUCCAGAAAAGGCGUCAGAAAGCCGCGCAUUAUAAUGCCAUUGGAAGUCGAGGAAGAGUUGGCAGCGCCACUAAUUCGAUGGAUUGGUGAAUCGCCAUCAGCCUUAGCUGUUCAACUAGGAACAUAUGCAGCGUACGCGGUGGAGCAUGGUGAGCCGGUGCCUCCGCACAUUGUUAACCAGGGAGACGUAUUCAUGAUGUUUGUACAGGGCCACAUCAUUUCCUUGGGUACGAACUCAGUUCAAGCUAUAGAUACAUUCGUUAAAUCUUUUUGUGUGUUCAACUGCAAGGUACCAGCUACAAUUAUAAAGCUGGUGGAACUAAUUGAAGUUUUGUCCUAUAAAGUAAAAAAUGACAGCUCCAGACUCUCGGUCAAUCAAUUAGUUCACAAAAUGCGUGAGUCAAUUACAGCACAUGACCUAUAA